This is a messenger RNA of Alnus glutinosa, 1815 nucleotides long. Its product is annotated as pentatricopeptide repeat-containing protein At4g21705, mitochondrial. Gene Ontology annotation, cellular component: mitochondrion. Bases 97 to 1578 code for a protein of 493 amino acids. The transcript is spliced from 2 exons. The record is from RefSeq and is a predicted model, not a curated record. Gene Ontology annotation, molecular function: protein binding. NCBI's taxonomy places the organism in Eukaryota, Viridiplantae, Streptophyta, Magnoliopsida, Fagales, Betulaceae.
AGUAGUCAACUAGCCCAACCUGCAAACCCAUAUUCAAAACCUUAAACCCUACCCAAAACACCACUCUACUCUCUGUGCCUAAAACCCUAAAGCCAAAUGGAUCGAAAGCUCUUCACGAAAACCCUAAUCCGAAAUGCGAUUGCGAGCAGAUCGUACUACACGAGUAGGACCAAAAGGCCGAGCCUGUACUCGCGAAUCAGUCCUCUGGGAGACCCUGGCACAAGCGUGGUACCGGAGCUCGAUGAUUGGGUCCAUGACGGAAACAAGGUUGGGGUCGCCGAGCUUCGUCGCAUUGUUAAAGAUCUUCGCAAGCGCAAGAGGUUCACUCAGGCCCUAGAGGUUUCUGAGUGGAUGAAUAAAAAGGGUAUAUGUAUAUUUUCACCGAUUGAACAUGCGGUGCAGUUGGAUCUCAUUGGCAGGGUUCAUGGAUUUCUUUCUGCAGAGAGUUAUUUCAAUAACUUGAAGGACCAAGAUAAGACUGAUAAGACGUAUGGUGCUCUCCUGAAUUGCUAUGCUCGACAGCUCCAAACUGAGAAGUUCUUCUCACAUUUGAAGAAAAUGAAGGAGAUGGGUUUUGCUUCAUCAGCUCUCAAUUACAAUGACGUGAUGUGUCUCUACACAAACGUUGGCCAGCAUGUUCUGGUUCCUGAUGUACUAACUGAGAUGAAGGAGAACAAUGUUUCCCCUGACAACUUUAGCUACAGAAUAUGUAUCAAUUCAUAUGGUGUGAGAUCUGAUUUUGAGGGAAUGGAAAAAGUUUUAAAAGAGAUGGAUUGCCAACCUCAUAUUGUCAUGGAUUGGAACACAUAUUCAGUUGUCGCCAAUUUAUACAUAAAAGCUGGCAUACCCCAUAAGGCGAUUGACGCCCUGAAGAAAUCAGAAGAGAAGCUAGAUGAUAAAGAUGGACUUGGCUACAACCAUCUCAUUUCACUUUAUGCAAAGCUAGGGAAGAAGGACGAGGUCUUGAGAUUAUGGGGUCUGGAGAAGAGUGCUUGUAAAAGAUGCAUAAACAGGGAUUUUGUCAAAAUGCUGGAGUCUCUGGUGAGGCUUGGUGAGCUUGAAGAAGCUGAGAAAGUAAUGGAGGAGUGGGAAUCAUCUGGGAACUGUUAUGAUUUUCGAGUCCCAAAUACAGUCAUUGUUGGGUAUUCCGAAAAGGGUUUAUAUGAGAAAGCAGAAGCAAUGCUUCGAGACUUGAUGGAGAAAGGAAAGGAUACCACUCCUAACAGUUGGAGCCUAGUGGCAGCUGGUUACCUGCAUAAGGGUGAGAUGGAGAAAGCUCUAGAAUGCUUGAAAGCAGCCUUCUCUCUACAUGUUGAGAAUAAAGGAUGGAAGCCCAACCCUAAGGUGUUUACACGCAUACUGUCUUGGCUUGGUGAUAAAGGCAGUAUUGGAGAUGUAGAAGCUUUUGUGAGCUCGCUGAGGACUGUCAUCCCAGUGAAUAGGCAGAUGUAUCAUGCUUUGAUUAAGGCACAUAUAAGAGGUGGUAAAGAAGUGCAUGAACUUUUGCAUCGCAUGAAAAUUGAUGAAAUAGAUGAAGACAAAGAAACAAAGAAAAUUCUUGGCAUGAGGGAGACCUGAAUUUAUUACUUCUUCUGGUGGAACAUAAUGGCUAAUUUUGCUUUUGGAAGGUCGUUUAUUGCUCAAAUGAGGUCAGAAUCUUCGAAAAGCGUCGAAGUAUCAAAUUGUAAACUGCAUUGCUGCAAAUUGAAGGAAUCUGAAACAGUCUUUUAAGUUAAGAUUUUUAUGCGCAUGAUUUUCUGCUCUGUAGAAAGUUUCAUAUUCAAAUUCAACCCUGCAGUCUUUGAUGUACGUAAA